GGAGACCGCGGCGCAGUGCAUUCUGGGUUGGCGCAGCCAUGGCGGCUCGUGUCCUUUCCGUCUGUGUCCGCCGCCUGCCCGCGGCCUUCGCGCCGCUGCCCCAGCUUCCCACACGGGCCUUGACCCGGCCGCUCAGCAUCACUGUCUGCCCUGAGGGAACCCGGAGGAAGUCCGGGACUCUGCAGCCUGCCCUGGCCCUCACGCAGGUGCCUGGAAAGGUCACACACUUGUGCCGCCAGUACAGUGACGCACCCCCUUUGACGUUAGAGGGAAUAAAGGACCGAGUGCUGUAUGUCUUGAAACUCUAUGACAAGAUUGACCCAGAAAAGCUCUCAGUAAAUUCUCAUUUUAUGAAGGACCUGGGCUUAGACAGUUUGGACCAAGUGGAGAUUAUUAUGGCCAUGGAAGACGAAUUUGGAUUUGAAAUUCCUGAUAUAGAUGCAGAGAAGUUAAUGUGUCCACAAGAAAUUGUAGACUACAUUGCAGAUAAGAAGGAUGUAUAUGAAUAAAGUUUCAGAGCCUUCUUCCUCAUCAGGAGGACUCGAGGACGCCCAACUGCAUCAUGGCUGACUGACAGCGGUUCUGUUGGACUUGUAUUUAAAUUGUCUGAGUGUUUUGCCCUUUAAAAAUAAAUCUAUUAUAAAACUAA
This is a messenger RNA of Myodes glareolus (Bank vole), 649 nucleotides long. It is a transcript of the gene Ndufab1, whose product is annotated as NADH:ubiquinone oxidoreductase subunit AB1. Gene Ontology annotation, molecular function: acyl binding; acyl carrier activity. Gene Ontology annotation, biological process: fatty acid biosynthetic process. Gene Ontology annotation, cellular component: respiratory chain complex I; mitochondrion. Lineage: Eukaryota; Metazoa; Chordata; Mammalia; Rodentia; Cricetidae. The record is from RefSeq and is a predicted model, not a curated record.